Grus americana (Whooping crane) is the source of this 2435-nucleotide messenger RNA. Its product is annotated as MLV-related proviral Env polyprotein-like. Lineage: Eukaryota; Metazoa; Chordata; Aves; Gruiformes; Gruidae. The record is from RefSeq and is a predicted model, not a curated record. Bases 235 to 1002 code for a protein of 255 amino acids. The transcript is spliced from 2 exons.
AUAUAAUGCUAUGUCACCCACCAAUAAACGCCAUUUGCCGUCCACCACGUUGGUGUGCGCGAGCUGAUGGACCGAGCGACCUGGGGUGGGUCGCCAAGCCUACGAUAGGCAACAAGUGGUGCCGAAACCCGGGAAUCGUCGUCUGGAUUCGGGUGAACGGCGGCCGGAGCGGCUGGACCAGCCCGGUGGGGGAGGUCAGGGGAGGACGCUCCCGGACCAGGACCAACAAGGAGGAUGGAAGCCCUUGUGAAGGACCGAAUCAUCGGACACCCCCGUAACCCGUAUACCCCGGUGGCGAGAGAAGUUGACAAACUGCGAUGCCUCUGCGUGAUCUUGACUCUGGGGCUUUUUACUACAGGAAAGGCAGAAUCAAAUUACAAUUACCAUCAGUCAUUUAAAUGGUCCCUCCUUCGAUUUGAGAAUCACCAAGUUAUCGCAACUCAAAUAACAUCAGGUGCACCAAGUUUUAAUGCCUCUCUGUGUCAGCUUGUCCCGAGAGACCGAUGUUGGGAAUACCUAGGAUUUUAUAUGUGUCCCAGCUCGAAUCCUGGGAAGGGGUAUUGUAACUCCCCUAACCAAUAUUAUUGUAACUAUUGGGGAUGUGAGACCAUAGCCCCUGCUUGGAUACCGGGCAGUGGUAGAGACAAAUACCUAAAAGUCCAGUGGGGUCCAUACGGGUGCAUCCCACCGCAAGGAUGGCGAGGACGCGGAAAUUGUCAAUACCUCUUCUUAAAUGUUACCAAGCCCCAAGAGGACAGUUGGUUACUUGGAAAAAUUUGGGGAAUAAGGUACACAGAACCAGGGACAGACAAGGGUGGCUUAAUCCUCAUAAAAAAGGAGGUUGUCCCGAAUGAUCCACUGCCAGCAGGCCCCAACCAAGCAUUUGUUAAUGAAGUGGUCGUGACUACUCCCAGUCAGGACUAUGUGACUAAAGAGACCAACAACCAGGAAACAUCUACAGAAAACUAUACUACCACACCAUGCACCACCAAAAUCCCUUAGGGAAAUCCUCUCUGAAAAAUGAUGCAAGCUAGCUACCAAAUAUUGAACAAAACUAACCCAAACCUUACAGAACAUUGCUGGUUGUGCUACGGAAUAAAACCACCCUUCUAUGAGGCUGUAGGGGUGACAUACCUAUACAGGCAAAUGGUACAAAUCCGGCCCAGUGCAUAUGGGACACAGAAAAACAAGGCAUUACAUUAACACAAGUGGUAGGAAGUGGUGUGUGUGUAGGCAAAGUCCCAAAACACAACAACUGUGUGUUAAUAAGACACAAUAUAAAACCCCUGCAAAGUGGUUAAUACCGACCAAAAAUGCCAAGUGGGUUUAUUAUACUAUUGGAGUUACACCUUGUUUGUUGUUGGAAAAAUAUAAUGAAUCCUCAGAAUAUUAUGUCCAGGUAUCUAUAGUCCCUAAAAUCUUUUAUCAUUCCAAAGAAUUUGCCUAUGACUCACAUAUUACCCCAGAACAUCAUCUGUCAAAACGAGAACCCUUUACAGCACUAACGGUAGCUACUCUAAUGAUCACAGGAGGUGCGGGAAUAGGUACAGGAGUAGCAUCCUUGGUGCAACAGAGUAAAGAAUUUAGCGCCUUAAGGGUGGCAGUAGAUGAGGACCUGGCUAGAAUUGAACAAUCAGUAACUGCAUUAGAACAAUCAAUUAGAUCAUUAUCGGAAGUAGUGUUACAAAAUCGAAGAGGAUUAGACCUGAUGUUCUUACAGCAGGGGGUGGUGUGCGCUGCACUAAGAGAAGUGUUGUGUAUAUGCGGACCACACCGGAAUAGUGAGAGACACUAUGGCCAAAUUGUGAGAGCGAGUGGAAAAGCGAAAAAGGGAACGAGAGGCACAACAAACUUGGUUUGAAUCAUGGUUUAACCAUUCACCGUGGCUAACCACCCUGAUAUCUACCUUGAUAGGGCCAAUCGCAAUGAUCACGAUGGCACUGAUCUUUGGACCCUGCAUACUAAAUAGGCUCGUGUCGUUUGUCAAAAGCCGGCUAGAGAAGGUCAACAUUAUGUUGGUAGAACACCAACAACUGCUUUAAGAAUGUAUUUACUCUGUGUUACUCCCAGUUAUCCCUAAUUACCCCAAAUUACACCCCAUUAUUGCCAGUUAUCCCCUAAUUUCCACCUGUUCACUGUACCUUAUGUUUUUUAUUCAAGUUUAUGAUACACUUUUUAAGAUUGUUAUAAAGUAUAGAAUUAAAACCACAAAAAAUUUUUUUAGAAAUAUUAUAUUUUAGCUAAUUUAGUCAUGCAUAGGGAGGGGGGAAAUGUAGUUAGGGUCUGGCGGCCAGAAGAUACCGCGCUGUAUGGAAAGAUAGGGCCCCUCUCCCAAUAGCGUUUAGUUUAUGACGUAAGCAGACGGAAGUGACGUUGUAAACCCAAGCUAUAUAAUGCUAUGUCACCCACCAAUAAACGCCAUUUGCCGUCCACCA